AUGGAGACGGUGGACCGCGGGGAGGAGGCCCCCAGGGCUCCCCAGCCCGCCUACAUCCAGGUGCACUUCCACCACGAGUCAGGUCUGGCCAAGCUCCUGCUAGGUGGGUGCUCCCUGCUGCAGCCCCUCCUCCUGCCCAGGCCCCGUGCCACCUCCCGGGCCCUGGGUCGCCACCGGCUGCUGCUGACCUCCUGGGUGGUGCAGAUCGUGCUGGGGCUGCUGAGUGGGAUCCUGGGAGGAUUCCUCUAUAUCUUCUCCUCCACCACCCUGCGGAAUUCGGGAGCUCCCAUCUGGACGGGGGCUGUGGCUGUGCUGGCUGGAGCUGUCGCCUUCAUUUACGAGAAACGAGGUGGCAUCUACUGGGCCCUGCUGAGGACCCUGCUCGCCCUGGCAGCCUUCUCCACGGCUACUGCCGCCAUCAUCAUCGGGGCUGGAAGAUUCUAUGAGUACCACUUUAUUUUCUAUAAGGGCAUCUGUAAUGUCUCCUCCUCCUGGAGGCCCACCGGGGCCCCCAGCCCCUCGGGUCCAGAACUCGGGAGGCUGCAGCAGUGCACCGCUUACAUGAACAUGCUGAAGGCCCUGUUCAUAAGCAUCAAUGCCAUGCUGAUAGGGGUCUGGGUUCUACUGCUUCUGGUGUCUCUGCUGCCCCUGUGUCUGUGCUGCUGGAGAAGAUACAGACGUAAGGAGAAAAGAGACCUUCCCUUGGAAGAAACUGCCGGGAGUGAGUGA
Messenger RNA from Rangifer tarandus platyrhynchus (Svalbard reindeer), 729 nucleotides. NCBI's taxonomy places the organism in Eukaryota, Metazoa, Chordata, Mammalia, Artiodactyla, Cervidae. The record is from the annotation of a GenBank genome assembly.